AUGUCUUCUACAGCAAAUAAGAAGCCUACACAAACUUCUAUUGCUGUUGGAUCACCAGAAGAAAAUGAUAAUUCCAGUAAAGGGUCUCAAGCUAAUAUUGAGGUUGAGUCAACGCCAUACUCCGAGGAGAAAAAACCCUUUUGGCAAAGAUUUAGAUUUCGUGUUGAUACUACCGAUCAUCCACCACAAAUCUUCAACAAGACCUUGUACUUGAGUAUUUUAGUCUUUGGGUUGUUUGGAGCAGCAAGAGGUGUUGAUGAAGGUACAAUUUCUGGAAACCUUGCUCUUCCUGCAUUUACUCGGAAAUUUGGAUUAAGUGAUACAACAAAGACAGAACAUGAAAUUGCGACAUUGAAAUCCAAUAUUGCUUCCAUGGUGCAAUUGGGUUCAGUUGCAGGAGCUAUUAUUGCCAUGAAGUCAGUUGAUUACUUUGGUAGACUUAGGGCAUUGCAAGUUGUGUGUAUUAUCUGGUUAGUUGGUGUUGCUAUUCAAGUUUCUUCUAACUCCGUUGGUCAGUUGUUUGCUGGUCGUUUUGUUGAAGGGUUGGCUAUUGGUCAAACAACGUCUAUUGGCCCAGUUUACAUGUCUGAAGUCGCACCAAGUCCGAUUCGUGGCAUGGCUAAUUGUAUCUUUGCUGGUGCUGUGUACUUGGGAAUCAUGAUGGGAUAUUUUGCAAACUACGGUUCGGCAAUACAUAUCCCUGAAGCAUUAGCCGAUGGAUCAAUUAAUGACAAGCAAUGGAGAGUCACUUUCUGUGUCAAGUUUAUUAUGGCAGGUCUUAUAUUUGUUACAUCAUUCUUUUUAUGUGUCGAGAGUCCUCGUUGGUUGUUGAAGCACGACAAGUCACAAGAAGCUAUUGAGAAAUUGAGUAAAUUGAGAAACUUGCCCACUGAUCAUCCAUAUAUUCUUGCUGAGAUUAGUGAUAUCAAUGAACAGGUGACAGCCGAGAAAGAAGCAGCUAGAUCUUCAUCAUUGUUGGACAAUUUUAGACAAAUUUUUACCGUCAAAAGUAUUGCUUACAGAUUGUUGAUCAUUGGUGGUGGAAGUCAAGUAUUGGGCCAAUGGAGUGGUGCCAAUGCCGUUACAAUCUACGCUUCGGAAUUGUUCUCGUUAGUUGGUGUUACUGGUAUUGAUAAAUUGAAAAUGUCGGCUGUUUUGGGUGUUGUCAAGUUCUCCUCCGCUUACUUUGCUGCGUUUUUCCUCAUUGAUAUCUUGGGUAGAAAGAGGUCACUUUACAUUGGUGUUUCUGGCCAAAUGUUGUGCUUGUUGUACUAUGCAAUCUUUUUGAAUUUGGUUCCUGAGGCUGCCGAAGGAGUUGUUGUCAAUGCCAAUGCCAGGAGAGCAAGUACUGGAGCUUUGGCUGCUAUUUUCUUGAGUGGCGCAUUCUGGACAAUUGGAUUCAAUUCAAUUCAAUAUUUGAUUGGUAAUGAAAUUUUCCCUCUAGGUAUUAGAUCAUUUGCCCAGUCGGUCAUCAUGGUUUUACAUUUUGCUAAUCAGUAUGGUAACUCCAGUGCUAUGCCAAAACUUAUGCUUGCUAUGCAUUCAUUUGGUGCAUUUUACUUUUUUGUUGGUGUCUUGUGCAUAGCUUUAGUUUGGGCAUUUUUCCUUCCUGAAUUGAAAGGUAGAAGUUUGGAGUCAAUUGAAGAGGUGUUUACAUUGCCAUGGUAUAAUUUGAGACGUUGUCGUAAGUUGGUUCCAGACCACUCACAAAUCCACAAAGUUAAAUAUACUAAUAGCAGAGGCAACACUGGUGCUGACUACAUACAAUAUGAUUUGGAAUUAAACAAGCCCAUUGGUGAGUUUGUUGAGAAUACUGGGACAUCAAGGUCCAAAAAUGUUGGUGGCAGAAGUUCUGGAGAAGAGGAAGAAGAGAAGAAGGUUUAG
Lodderomyces margitis is the source of this 1884-nucleotide messenger RNA. RefSeq lists its product as uncharacterized. Gene Ontology annotation, molecular function: carbohydrate:proton symporter activity. The record is from RefSeq and is a predicted model, not a curated record. Gene Ontology annotation, cellular component: membrane. Gene Ontology annotation, biological process: transmembrane transport; carbohydrate transport. NCBI's taxonomy places the organism in Eukaryota, Fungi, Ascomycota, Pichiomycetes, Serinales, Debaryomycetaceae. The coding region runs from base 1 to 1884 and encodes 627 amino acids. The transcript has a single exon.